AUGAAACAGUGUCUGGAAAUGGUCACAGCGAACUUGAAGAAUCUAAGUCAGGCAUUGACCAUCAGAAAGGUCAUUUUGUCAACGGGUAUGUCGACAGAUGAAAAAUCACCUUUGGUCAGGCACCAGGUACCAGUCUACGUAAAAUUCGGUAUUGGAGGUUUGGCUGGCGUGACAGGCCAAGCCCUGACGCAUCCAAUGGACGUCCUAAAGGUUCGGAUGCAAGUCUAUAAAUCUGAAUUAUUGAGCACGAUGAAGCAAACCACCAGAGCGCAAGGCCUUCUUGGACUUUACACAGGAUUGUCAGCCUCGCUGUUGAGACAGAUCACCUACACCACCACAAGGCUUGGCAUUUUCAACACCAUGUCAGAAAUAUGCGAAAAACGCUUUGGGCGUCUGAACUACCCGACUCUUAUAUCCCUGGGGAUGUUGGCUGGAAUGAUUGGAGCUCUAGUUGGAACACCCACGGACGUUGUGAUGGUUCGGAUGAUCGCAGACGUUGGACUGCCACUUGAGAAACGUCGGAGCUACAAACACGCGAUUGAUGGACUGUUCAGAGUCUUCAAAGAGGAAGGAAUUCACACUCUAUGGGCCGGAGCAAUGGCAACGGUUUGCAGAGCUGCGAUUGCUAAUGGAGCUCAAUUGGGAACGUACUCAAGGUCCAAGACGAUGCUCAAGGACACUGGACACUUCGAGGAUGGUCUUCCCAUGCAAUUCGUCGCUGGACUGAUGUCCGGGGUAGUAGCAGCGACAGCUUCGUUACCGAUGGACAUCGCGAAGACGAGAAUUCAAAAUUGGAAAGAGUCCGACAAACCCCCGGGCACUGGAAAAAUGCUUCUCACGAUAUCCAGGUCCGAAGGUUUCCGAUCUCUCUGGCGUGGAUUUCUUCCUUAUUAUGCAAGACUGGCUCCGAAUACCGUUAUCACCAUGGUCGCUAUGGACCAAUUGACUAGGUUCUACUUAACGCACUUCCAGAGUUGA
Neodiprion fabricii is the source of this 978-nucleotide messenger RNA. RefSeq names its product mitochondrial 2-oxoglutarate/malate carrier protein-like. Gene Ontology annotation, biological process: oxaloacetate transport; malate transmembrane transport; phosphate ion transmembrane transport. Bases 1 to 978 code for a protein of 325 amino acids. Gene Ontology annotation, molecular function: malate transmembrane transporter activity; thiosulfate transmembrane transporter activity; oxaloacetate transmembrane transporter activity. The transcript is spliced from 7 exons. The record is from RefSeq and is a predicted model, not a curated record. NCBI's taxonomy places the organism in Eukaryota, Metazoa, Arthropoda, Insecta, Hymenoptera, Diprionidae.